This is a messenger RNA of Heterocephalus glaber (naked mole-rat), 2899 nucleotides long. RefSeq names its product EH domain containing 2 (gene Ehd2). NCBI's taxonomy places the organism in Eukaryota, Metazoa, Chordata, Mammalia, Rodentia, Bathyergidae. The record is from RefSeq and is a predicted model, not a curated record. Gene Ontology annotation, biological process: endosomal transport; endocytosis. Gene Ontology annotation, cellular component: cytoplasm; plasma membrane. Gene Ontology annotation, molecular function: calcium ion binding; GTP binding; protein binding.
CUCCCGCGGCCCCACCCGGUGCAGACGGCUCGGGACUGGACGGAGCACAGCCGCGUUGCCCUCGGACGGGACCCCAGCCCGCCCCUCCAGGCCACCCGCCCGAGGUCAGCGCGCUCUCCAGGACCUGGCAGGCAGCUGCUCCCCACCUCGUCUCCCUCCCUCGAAACCCGGUGCGGCCACCAUGUUCAGCUGGCUGAAGCGGGGCGGGGCGCGGGGCCAGCAGCCCGAGGCCAUCCGCACGGUGACCUCGGCACUCAAGGAGCUGUACCGCGGCAAGCUGCUGCCACUGGAGGAGCACUACCGCUUUGGCGCCUUCCACUCGCCAGCCCUGGAGGACGCAGACUUCGACGGCAAGCCCAUGGUGCUGGUGGCCGGCCAGUACAGCACCGGCAAGACCAGCUUCAUCCAGUACCUGCUGGAACAGGAGGUGCCCGGCUCCCGCGUGGGGCCCGAGCCCACCACCGACUGCUUCGUGGCCGUCAUGCACGGUGACACCGAGGGCACCGUGCCCGGCAACGCUCUGGUUGUGGACCCAGACAAACCCUUCCGAAAGCUCAACCCCUUCGGGAACACCUUCCUCAACAGGUUCAUGUGCGCCCAGCUCCCCAACCAGGUCCUGGAGAGCAUCAGCAUCAUCGACACCCCCGGCAUCCUGUCGGGCGCCAAGCAGAGAGUGAGCCGGGGCUAUGACUUCCCGGCAGUGCUGCGCUGGUUCUCGGAGCGCGUGGACCUCAUCAUCCUGCUCUUCGACGCGCACAAGCUGGAGAUCUCCGAUGAGUUCUCCGAGGCCAUCGGCGCCCUGCGAGGCUACGAGGACAAGAUCCGCGUGGUGCUCAACAAGGCCGACAUGGUGGAGACACAGCAGCUGAUGCGCGUGUACGGCGCCCUCAUGUGGGCUCUGGGCAAGGUGGUGGGCACGCCCGAGGUCCUGCGCGUCUACAUCGGCUCCUUCUGGUCGCAGCCCCUCCUCGUGCCCGACAACCGGCGCCUCUUCGAGCUGGAGGAGCAGGACCUGUUUCGUGACAUCCAGGGCCUGCCUCGCCACGCCGCGCUGCGCAAGCUCAACGACCUGGUGAAGCGAGCCCGGCUGGCGAGGGUGCACGCCUAUAUCAUCAGCUACCUGAAGAAGGAGAUGCCCUCCGUGUUCGGGAAGGAGAACAAGAAGAAGCAGCUGAUCCUCAAGCUGCCCGUCAUCUUCGCCAAGAUCCAGCUGGAGCACCACAUCUCUCCAGGCGACUUUCCUGACUGCCAGAAGAUGCAGGAGAUGCUGAUGGCCCAUGACUUCACCAAGUUCCACUCGCUGAAGCCGAAGCUGCUGGAGGCGCUGGAUGAGAUGCUGACUCAGGACAUUGCCAAGCUCAUGCCCCUUCUUCGGCAGGAGGAGCUGGAGAGCACGGAGGUGGGGGUGCAGGGCGGCGCCUUCGAGGGCACCCACAUGGGGCCCUUUGUGGAGCGGGGCCCCGAUGAGGCGCUGGAGGAUGGUGAGGAGGGCUCCGACGACGAGGCCGAGUGGGUGGUGACCAAGGACAAGUCCAAGUACGAUGAGAUCUUCUACAACCUGGUGCCGGCCGAGGGCAAGCUGAGCGGCUCCAAGGCCAAGAGCUGGAUGGUGGGCACCAAGCUCCCCAACUCUGUGCUGGGGCGCAUCUGGAAGCUGAGCGACGUGGACCGGGACGGCAUGCUGGACGACGAGGAGUUCGCCCUGGCCAGCCACCUCAUCGAGGCCAAGCUUGAGGGCCACGGGCUGCCCGCCAACCUGCCCCGCCGCCUCGUGCCACCCUCCAAGCGGCGCCAGAAAGGCUCUGCCGAGUGAGCCGCUGCGGCUCGCCGGCCCUGCUCCCUCGCCCUGCUGUGGCUCCCUGCUCCUGUUGGCUGCACACGCACCCCUGCCCUGACCCACCGAGCUGCCCUGCCCAGCUGUGGGGUCUUCCUCUCCCCACAGCCAGACACCCAGGCCCAAGCAUUUAGUGGGGACGGAGGGCAAGGCUUCUCACUGCCACCCUUCACACCUCAUGGCACAUAAUGGCUGCACUGCACCCACCUACAUACAUUUGGCCACAUCACACUGACACUAACACACUCGGCACUGGCACGCCCAUCAUUCGUUUGGAUAUUUAUUGAGCACCUACUACAUGUCUGGCCCUCAUGGAGCUGCCAUUCUCAGGAGAGGGCACCCACCAAUCACACCAAUGCAUGCUGAAGCCACAGACCCCCCUUUUCUCCUGCCAGCCAGGCAAAGACCCCCCACCUCCUGUCCUCUGGUCUUGGGACCACUGGGGGCCCACGGGGGGGGGGCAUGACCUGCUUCCUCAGAGGGACCCCUCUUUAGCCCCUCCCCUCCUUUUUGGGGAAAGCCCCCAAAUUCUGAUCACACCGUUUCUUUAAUAAAGAUCGUGUAACAGGUAGGAAAACCCCUUCCACCCUGGCCCCUUCUGGACCCCGCCCCCUCAGAGAGACUUCUUCCCUCUGUCCCACUACCUGCCCAGGCCUGAGUGCCCAGCCUGCCGCGGGUCCCCCGCAGAGGGCCCAGUUCUAGCACUGCUGUGGCCCGGCCCCUCUGCCCGCACUUAAGAGGCGCCCUCCUGGACACAGCGGCUCCGGGCUGUGCUUUCGUCCGAUUUCAGGGGUGUCCUGGUGUCCUGGGCAGGGUUCUUGGUGCUACUGCCCUCCCUGCUGCAAGGAACCCCCCCCCUCCCGUGCCUUUCUGUCCUCACAUUAGUGCCUCAUGGUGCGGGGACCCCAUGCAAAAGCUGGCCAGCAGCAAACCGCUGAGGGCCACGCCCCGUCCAACUGCUGGCUGGGAUCCCCGCCCACCGGCGACCCUGUCCUGCCCAGGAGGGGCCCGCGAGCUGAAUCGUGUCCCCACAGAGCGAAUAAAGAAAGCCCAGGCUUCCCUCCA